AGUUCUCAGAAAAGUAUGGUAGACACUCAUUCUUAAAACUGUCACAAGCGCAGCCAUCCUUCUCUGCCUUUUACCGGGCCGGUGAUCCAAUACUAACCUACUUUGAUUCAUCGUCUGUACUGAGCACUCUUAGACAGCCAGUCAGGAUGGGAGCCAGUGGACUUUGUGUGGAUGGAAAUCCUGCUGGUUUCCUGGACAGUAAAAGCACAAGCUGUAUUCGGAUUUUUGCCAACUUGAGCAAGAGCUGCAUCACUGACCCUGCCCUGGAUGCGGCCUCUUACUACCGUAACUUCACAGUGCUAAAGGUUCCAGUUAAUGGCACCAUUAUGCCGUCCAUGCAGGUAAAGAUCAUCCCGGUCACCCCCCCUGGAGCUCCUUACAUGAAAGACAACACAUGUAACAAUGUUGUUUCUGAGGUGGUCUAUGAGAUAGAAUUCAACAGCACCCAUGGGAUUCAGAGUGUGUCUGUCCAGUUCAAAGUCACCAGUAUCAUUGGGAAUGCAGGAUCAUCUCUGCAGCAGCAUUUCACUUUUCACUUCUGGACGAGGACUCUUUCUCAUACCCUGCCUCGAAGUGGAAACCCUGGCUACAUCGUUGGAGCACCACUGUUGAUUGCAAAGAGUGGUGCCAUGGAGCAUAUGACCAUUUUACAGAGCCAGGGGGACGGAAGUUGCUCACAGUUCGUCAGGCACAAAGUGCAAUUUGGAAUAAAUAUGAAGACAGGAUGCAAGCUCAGCCUAUCUCAAAUCUUGGAAGAAAAUGACUGUAGUUAUAUCCAGCAGAAGUUAUAUAAGGCACUCCAGGGGAUGAACAGAGCAGAGGAUCUUGCUGUAAUUGGCAGUGCUCAUUUAACUCAGGCAAAAGAGUGGACCACCAUUCUGAUUCAGAACUGUAGUGCACAGGCUGUGAAUUGCACUUCUUGUUGCAUGGUUCCUGUGACUCUGCAUAUCCAGAUACUGUGGACAAAGGAGGGCCUCCUGUCCAACCCACAAGCUCAAGUGUUGGGUGCACGGUACCUCUAUCAGUGUCAGCCACUAAAGUUCCUAAGCAUGAUUAUGGUGCCUUUGACAACCAUUGUUACCUUCACUGACAUGACAGAAUGGCCAGAACCUCCACGUGGCCAGCCCAAAACAUACUGGAAACUCCCAUUUGACUUCUUUUUUCCAUUCAAGAUAGCACUGACUGAGGAAAGAAGCUACAGAGGCCGUCUUUCCAUGGAUUUAUGAGAACGCUAGCAAGAGUGUGCCAGUAAUGGUAUAAAGUCAAGUUAAUCACUGCUAUUUUACUGAUCAGUGCCAGGAGUCUGCUAUAAUAAUCUUCUGCCAAAAGAAUAACAACAUCUCUUAUCAGUCAUAAACAUGUGGAAGCACUCGAAAUAUAUUAUAUUUCACAAGCCUGGGCUGUUUUCGCACCCAUUUCCC
Molecule: messenger RNA, 1421 nt
Organism: Rhea pennata
Lineage: Eukaryota; Metazoa; Chordata; Aves; Rheiformes; Rheidae
Gene: TCTN3
Product: tectonic family member 3
Exons: 13
Coding region: 147-1226 (359 amino acids)
Biological process (GO): cilium assembly; smoothened signaling pathway
Source: RefSeq, a predicted model, not a curated record